Messenger RNA from Vitrella brassicaformis, 2868 nucleotides. NCBI's taxonomy places the organism in Eukaryota, Vitrellaceae. The record is from the annotation of a GenBank genome assembly.
GGUACUUACACGAUCGAUGGAUGGAUGCUCGACGCUCUGGAUGGACCGACCGAUACAGCAAAUCUUACGUGUCCGUCUCACGUUGAGACACAUACCACACACACACCCACCGAGAAACUUUCCAUAUAUAUAUAUAUAUAAAGGACCAAACACUGUACGCCAAUAAACGGCACAGACGCACCAAAACAAGACACAGGCACUCGCACACACAUUCCACGUGUGCGGCCGGCCGUCCGUCCGUCGGUCAGCCUGCAAGCCAGCCUGUCACUUGGGCAGCUCGCCGCAGUCCUGGAUGAGCACCGGUGCGGCGAGGCUGGCCAUACGCCACAAAGACGGCCCAUCUGUCAUGUCAUCCAGGGUGGCCCGCCCAUCGCCGCUGCCCCUGCCCUUGGUCUUCCUGCUGGCCACCGUGAGGGAGAGCCCGUGCAGGUAGCUGACGGUCGGGAGGUCGUCGAUGAUGCCGACGACCGUGUCCCACACACUGCACCGAUUGGUCGACGACACUGUAAUCGAGAAGCGGCUGCCUGCACUCACUCACGCACACAUAAAUAACGAGCAUAAAGAGAGAGUUUGAGCAUGUCAGCUGCGCCCGCGCCGAGAGGCGUAGCCUACCGUGCAGUUUGUGUUUCGGGUUGCCCUUCUUGUCGGUCGAUUUCUCGCCCAGACACGCCACCAUGCCCGGCCGCCGGGGUGCGAUGAGGGACGUGUGGUGGUCCCAUCUCGUGUGGUGCAUGCCAUAGAUGCUCUCGGUGUAGACUUUGUGGCUGCUGUCCAGAAAGCCCCCAAUCAGCUCGGCGCCUUCAAAGGCAGAGGGAAUAUUCGUGCCUGAACACAAAGCGGGCAGGAUGGCAUGGCAAGAAGCGCAUGUUGACUCCCAUGUGUCCAUCCAUGCCUGCAGCCGUGUCUGUGGCGCCUGUGGCUGACCGACUGACCUUUGUAGUGCAGCGGGUAUCCUGAGGUGCCGUUGCCCUUCUCGCCCGUGCAGAAGCACCUGACACAUGAACGAAUCAAGCCAGCAAUCGUUGUUGGCUGCAUUUGGCUCACUCGUCGAUUUCACCUGAAGUUCUCGGCCGCCUUGGGGUUGACGUCGGUGAAGAGGGUGAUGACGAUGCGCUUCGACCUGCUGCUUGUGUGAACCUUGAGGUCGAAGAACACCUUCGGCCGCUGACACAACCAACAGGAUGAACGAAACACUUGGGAAGACGGUUCCCCUCCCUCCCUCCCUCCCUCCGUGUGUGCAUGUGUCGGGCUGUGCAGUUCUCUUGCCUUUGGUGUCGGGCUGUUGGCGACCUUUCGCGCGCACAGGAAGCCCUCCGUCAUGUGUUCGAUGAGCUUGGCGCACUCUGCCUUCACCUGAUCAGACAGACAUGCGCACACGCUGGCUGCCGAUGGGCGUCACUCUUUGUCCGGGUCACCAAUUGGUCCGGGCUCGGUUUGACUUUGAAGCAAAUGGUCCUCCAGAGGUCAGUGGUCUCCUGACAACACAGACACAGGCAGAGAUGAAAGGCCACUUGUUGGUUGAUAUGGAUGCAUUUUCGCAGGCGAUGGAUGCAUUCUUGCCCGUGUACCUUGAGCAGCUUGGCCCAGUUAGUGUAGUCGACGUGCAGGGUCAAAUACGAGUCGAGCUCGCGCAGCAGGUCCAGCAGAUCGUCAGUGGCCUGGAGUGACACAACAGACAGCGUGAGAGGGCAUCCAUCCCGAAGCCCACGCCCACAUUGAUGGCGAGUGCGCUCUUGAUGGAUCUCUCGAAGUCCCUCAGCCGCUUGACAGUCUCGGUGAGGUCGUUGGCCUGCCGCCUCUCUUCAGCCAGCCUAUCGAGCACCGCCUCCUCCUUCUCCCUGGCAGUCUCUGGGUCGUCGACAGACGGCAGCCGCGCAGCAGCUGACGGGACAGAAGCCAACAGAUGCCCUUGUUCUGUGCAUGUGUGUGUGUAUGGUGUAGGCACCCGGUGGACGGCCGGUGAGGGUGUUGAGGAGCUGGUCGAUGGGCUUGGGCUCGGCCGUCUUGAAGCUGUCGACGAUCCGAAUGAACUCAGCCACGAUGUCCCUCUGCAGUCGGCCCAGCUGCUGCUUCACCAGCACACCCUUGUCGAUGGCCUUGCCCCUGCUCUGCACAGCACAUGUGACCAAUCAGCAAUGCCCUUGCCGUGCUCCUCUACUUGAUGCAUGGCUGACCUUGAGUUUGGCCAUGUCCUGGUCGGCCUUCGCGUCAAGGGCUGUCGCGAGGACGGAUUGCCGUGCCCACAGAGCCUGCCGCACCCACUCGCCAACCCACCUCUCGUCCACCGAGGGUACCAGGUGGCCGCCCGUCGCGUGGCGCACAAACCGGGACCACCGGGUGCGCUCGAGUGGCGAAGCGGCGAGACUCGAAAAGUCCAGAAGGUGGUCUCGCAGCAUGGCCAGCGGCAUCCCGCUGAAUCUCUUGGUCGCAGAGGUCUCCAGAGCCGAGAUGAGCACACAAAAGGCCGUGGGAAUGACGAGGACGCCUUCAUCGAGCAGGUAGAGGUGCGGGCUCCCAGGGGCGGUGUAUCCGAAGGUGACGAACCGCACAGUGGAGAUGCCCUCCCGCUGCAGAUCACGGAUGGCGGCACUGGCGGCAGAGAAGCUGCGCGUCACAUCCUCGGUGGACGGGCAGGGCGACAUAGCCAAGGGCAGGAACCGAAGGGCCGAACACUCCGAAGCGCCAGAUUCACCACCAAACGUCGCAUCGACCGCACAGACAACAGCGCCACAACCGAGGAACAAUGGGUCCAGGUAGAGAUGCAGAUCCACUUCGCCUGGCUGAGGUCCACCGACCUCGCCAGUCGUAGCCACAGCAGAUGCAGAUGCCUCUUUGGUGGCCGCCAUGCCAGCGAGGCACUUCUCGAUG